AUGGGAAAGAAAGGUAGCUUGAUUUUUUCCGAGCAACUACAGAAACCAUGGUUUGUUCAAGAAAAAAUUUAGUAAAUUUUGUUUUUUUCUUACCCUAGAACAUCAUGUCUCUCGUCCAGACUCCAUCAGGUAAGUAAGCCAGCACCAUCUCCAUACCUUCCAACCACCACCACAGGCAAGAAGAAAGAGCCAGAGGAGGUGGAGGAGGAGAUACCUGAGGAGUUCAAGGACCUCUCCACCCCCAUGCUUUUGGAGAAAAUACAAGGUUUGCAGUACCGGUUAGUCAAGGUCUCGAAAGAAAGGAACUAUAUGCAACUCGAAAAUGACAUGGUGCACAGGUUUUAUUAUGGCUGAUGAUCUCUCUCUUUUUUACUUACAACAACUUCUAGAAGAAAUCUCUAUCUUUGUAAAACGUCGUACUUCCCCACUCUCCUUCCUACCUCCUCAUGCAUUACCUCCUUACCCCGUAAAACGUCGUACUUCAUCCCCACUUCUCUCCUUCCUACCUCCUCAUGCAUUUCUCACCUUUUCUAACGUCCCGAAAUCACAAAGCAAGAGGUGAAGCAAUGCGAUGCGGAGAUAUCGAACAAGAGCUCAAAACAGGAGAUGAUAGAGCGAGAUCAUAGAACGCAUCUAAAAGUCCAUGAGCAGAAAGUUCUCAAUCUAGAGUACUACUUUGUUUUUUACUGGCUGUAGGAAAACGUUUUCGUUUAGGUUUUUUUUGAAUGCAGUUCUGUUUGCUAGUGCUAUUUGAUUGUUUACUUAGUCCGUAAAUACAUCGUACCCCAAUAGAUGUGCGUUCGCUAGUUGGUGCACACAGUAGUAGGACAGAAAUAGAACGCUGCGUCUUCUGUCAUAUUACAACCGCAUCCUAAAAUCAAAGGUACGAGCACAAGAACAACCGAAGAUUAGUGUUGGCGGAUGGGGAGGAGAGUGUAUUGGCGGAGAAGGAGGUCCACAAAGCAAAGACAUCGGGACUUAGUACUUGAUAUUUCAGGAAAAUCAAAAUUAGAAUUUUAGUUUUGCUCCUCGUAGGAUCAUAAUAUUGAAUGGUGUCCUAAUAUUCAUUAUACUUGUCGGUCGUCGUGCAAGUGCAUGACUUUGCGGUACUACAUCAUUAGAUCUUGUUCAUCGGUACUAGACAUCUUCAUAGUAUAAGGUGCAGUUUAACUACAAGCACUCUUGUUCCAGUACGCGUCUAAGGGAAAGCUAUGCUUUCCCCUAUCACCUUCGGUGCAGACCCUAGUGUCUCUCUCGAUAAAACCUUCAACAGCUUCAACAAAGGACCAGUUGAAGCAGGAUGGGCAGACGAGGAAGUUAGCUGAUCAGGAGGACUUGCGGAUGCUAAAAACGGGGUUUGAACGUACUACUGCCUUCUAGUAAGUGCUGUUUCGUAGUUUGUUCUUAGAAAUAGAAUAGAAGUUAACUAAGCUGUUGUACUUGAUCAUAGUAUAAGUGUAUGGUCUUUCUUGAAUCAUUUUUAGGAUCGAUCUCGACAUUGAAGAUUUGUCUGGAAAUCCUUUUAUUUCCCGGUGGAGGUACUAGUGAAAACCAAGUCGGACCACGACCACGAGGACCUGAUGAAAUCUACUUUACCAACCUGCAGCUCAUCUUCCCUCCCUUCGCUUCAUUCCUCCCUGUCCUUCCUCACUAGGUAACCUGAAAAAGCUCCGAGAAACGUUCGAGGGGAACCACGGCCAAUUAGAAAAGAGCUACGAAGAGCAGAUAGCGGAGCUGAAGAGGGAUUUGGAGCUAAAACGGAAGUGCGAAAUCCAUGAAAUAGAAGAGAGGAAAAAUCAGCACAUCAACGACCUGCUGAGUAAUCACCAAGAAGCGUUCGACCAAAUCAAGGGAUAUUAUAAUGGUACUUUGAAUUGGCCGCACAUGUAUGGAUGUUAAAAACACGCUAGCAUUCUUCCUUCAUCCCUUUGCUUGUGGAUUCCCUUCUUUGGAUGACGAGCCUGUAGUUAUAAUCAUCACGUUCAAAUAAAACACUUCAACAGAUAUCACGCACGACAACCUUCAACUGAUUAAGAGUCUGAAGGAAGAGAUUUAUGAUAUGAAGACGCAAGAGAAGACGAAUUUGGCCAGAAUGAAAUCGCUAACCCUCGGCAACCAGCAUCUCGCAGAACCGCUCAAGCAGAAAGAACAAACGAGAUUGGAGUUGCAGAACCAGUUGAAGAGGUAAACUAGACCACUAGUUUAACUUCUUUGUUUGUUUAACUCUAGUUUAACUUUCUUACUUACCUUGUUCUCUUUCUCUUAAGGCCAUAUCCAGAUUAUGGCCUUUCUAUUUUAAGUACUUGACUGCGUAAAGUGUUCCACUUUUUUCUUGCAACUACCUGCAUCUUCCAGUUCUGCUUUUUCCAUCCUCAUCAUAUUUGAUAUUUCCUUUUUCUCCGCUCCGCUCCCUCAGCUACGGUAAAGACAAGCUCGCUCUGAAGAACCUAGUGGCACGAGCGCAAAUGCUAGACACGGAAAUCAAGGAGAGUAACGCCAACUGGAGGACAGCGAAUGAGACUUUUUCGAAGACCGAGAAGGAAAGAGACGAACUCUAUCACCAAUUUGCGAAGGGCGUAGCAGACUUGAAGAAGAGGAGCGAAUAUAAGAAUGUGGUACUGUGAUGGAUGAACUUGAACAAUAGGAAUGAUAUUUACUGUUGUUUUUAACACGACGGUUCGUUUUUACCUCUAGCGUGUAGCCCUUCCGACAAAAAACUGCUUUUAACGCGAUGCGCGUCUGCUGUUUGUUGUAGCUCGAGGAAGAUUCAGUUUUCAGAUUUUUCCCUGACAAGUUCUUAAAAGCGCUACUCUCUAGUGCUCAAUAAACACGACCACCAUGUCCCUUCCAACACACAACUACCUUAACCUCACCCUAAGGUCCUCGAACGGAAACUAGAACUGCUUCAGUCGGAAUUCCAACAGAAGCAGAUACAGUUAUCGGAGGUCCUCACGAGUGCCAAAUUAGACCCAGCAGUGGUCCAGAACGUGACCAAGAAACUCGAGUCUGUGUUGUUAUGGCAAGUAGAAUCAAUGGAGGCUUCAGUCGAUUCAUGUAUGCUUCAGUCGAUUCAUGUAGGUAUCCAUACCAGAAGUGGAAGUACGAGUAGUUUGUUGUACUUGUAUGCCGUUUGUAAAUGUAGUACAGAGAUGAAGCAGGAGAUCAUGAAAGGGGAACAUCACAUAGCAGGAGAUAGAGCAGAAACACGAUAGUGGUCUCCUCAGAUACAACUGGUGCUGUACUGCGAGAAGAUCGCAUCCUCUAACCCCUCUCCAGAAGAACACCCUAGUCAAGGAUCUCGAGUACCAGAUCCACCUUGCGAUGAAGCAAUUCAACGAAACGCUCAAGGUGUACGAGGCGAAGUUGAUCACGUUCGGCGUACCUACGGAGGAAGUAGGCCUCCAGGCUCUAGCCUCCAGCACGUUGGGACCCGUAAGCGAGAUGCCAGCAGGCCUGGUGGUGAAGAGGUGACGAAGAGCAGAAGGGUGGAAUUUUCUCUCUUUGCACAUCUCGACGCUUUCGCCUACCACGUUUCUGUGAAAAUGUGAAUUAAUUUGUCAUAUGUUCUCUGAUGUUACUGGUUUGAUGUUACAACACUUCAUCUCUGUUAAAUUUCUCCUGUUACAACGACCUAGAAGAAGAUUCUGUUUCUGUUACAAUGUUCAAAUUCGCUUAAAUUCUGUUCUUGUUCCAAAAUCGCACUGACAGAAGAGUUUUUAGUUCAUACCAUUCCGCUUAGUGUGAUUUGAUAGAUUCUAAGUCCUGUCAAAGUUUUAUUUACGCUUCAUGGCAAUUGACUGUCAAAAUUUAAGGACAACGAUGAACUAAGAACUGUGAUCAACAGUAGAGUCAAUGCGAAACGAAAAAAAUCAAAAGAAAGAAGAUCCACAAAAGAAUAACCUUCAUCGCGGUAAUAAACAAC
Messenger RNA from Amoebophrya sp. A25, 3922 nucleotides. NCBI's taxonomy places the organism in Eukaryota, Dinophyceae, Syndiniales, Amoebophryaceae. The record is from the annotation of a GenBank genome assembly.